This is a messenger RNA of Eubalaena glacialis (North Atlantic right whale), 1883 nucleotides long. RefSeq names its product hydroxymethylbilane synthase (gene HMBS). Gene Ontology annotation, biological process: heme biosynthetic process. Gene Ontology annotation, molecular function: hydroxymethylbilane synthase activity. Gene Ontology annotation, cellular component: cytoplasm. The transcript is spliced from 14 exons. The record is from RefSeq and is a predicted model, not a curated record. The coding region runs from base 582 to 1616 and encodes 344 amino acids. NCBI's taxonomy places the organism in Eukaryota, Metazoa, Chordata, Mammalia, Artiodactyla, Balaenidae.
AGUAGCUGGGUUGCCCUUAGGAGAAAUCAGUGAGCGGUGGGGGCGGACUUAAGAGCAGAUGGAUUGUCUAGAACGCAACCCUGUUCCUGCGGGGAUCUGGAUGGGGUUCCAUGAGGCAUGGCUUCCACGGCUCUAGAUGUAGUGACCCAACACAGGAGAAUUCGUCUGCGCGAGACAGGGUGCUGUUCCCCGGGAUCCCUUCACACGAGACAGGUCCGAGUCGAGAUUCGGCCACUUUGGGGAAGCGUUCCAUUUUGGAUCCAGAGAGGAGGGUGUACCUCGAAGUCUCCGAACUGCACACAAACGUCUUGGAAGUGCACCUUCUCCCCUUUUUUUCUUUUUAAUGGACACCCAGCCCCAGCCUACACUCAAAAGUCCCCAACUGAGACACAUCAUUGGGUUACUACCAUGGACGGGGGACGCCCUUGGGCCUUCCUAUUCCUAGCCUGGGGUCCCAGCUCUGGGCUUGUGCAGAUGCAAACUGCAGAGCCCAUGAGGCCAACGUCAGCCUGAGAUAAGAAAGGAGUGGGGCAGCUGCCUAUCUCUCCCUGACCUAUGUGCUGGAAGAAAACAGCUCAAAGAUGAGAGUGAUUCGCGUGGGUACCCGCAAGAGCCAGCUGGCCCGCAUACAGACGGACAGUGUGGUGGCAACGCUGAAAACCUUAUACCCAGGCCUGCAGUUUGAAAUCAUUGCUAUGUCCACCACAGGGGACAAGAUUCUUGAUACUGCUCUCUCUAAGAUUGGAGAGAAGAGCCUGUUUACCAAGGAGCUGGAACACGCGCUGGAGAGGAAUGAAGUGGACCUGGUUGUUCACUCCCUGAAGGACCUGCCCACGGUGCUUCCUCCUGGCUUCACCAUUGGAGCCAUCUGCAAGCGGGAGAGCCCCUAUGAUGCUGUUGUCUUUCAUCCAAAAUUUGUUGGGAAGACCCUAGAAACCUUGCCAGAGAAGAGCGUGGUGGGAACUAGCUCCCUGCGGAGAGCGGCCCAGCUGCAGAGAAAGUUCCCACAUCUGGAGUUCAAGAGUAUUCGGGGAAACCUCAACACACGGCUUCGGAAGCUGGAUGAGCUGCAGGAGUUCAGUGCCAUCAUCCUGGCCGCAGCUGGCCUGCAGCGCAUGGGCUGGCAGAACCGGGUGGGGCAGAUCCUGCACCCUGAGGAGUGCAUGUAUGCUGUGGGUCAGGGGGCUCUGGGAGUGGAAGUUCGAGCCAAGGACCAGGACAUCUUGGAUCUGGUGGGUGUGUUGCAUGAUCCUGAGACUUUGCUUCGCUGCAUUGCUGAACGGGCCUUCCUGAGGCACCUGGAAGGAGGCUGCAGUGUGCCAGUGGCGGUGCAUACAGCUAUGAAGGAUGGGCAACUAUACCUGACUGGAGGAGUCUGGAGUCUGAAUGGCGCAGAUAGCAUGCAAGAGACCAUGCAGGCCACCAUCCAUGUCCCUGCCCAGCAUGAAGAUGGCCCUGAGGAUGAUCCACAGCUGGUGGGCAUCACUGCCCGGAACAUUCCACGACGAGCCCAGCUGGCUGCUGAGAGCCUGGGCAUCAGCCUGGCCACCUUGUUGCUGAACAAAGGAGCCAAGAACAUCUUGGAUGUUGCACGGCAGCUCAAUGAUGCCCACUAACUGGUCUGUGGGGCACAGGUGCCUGGGUUGCUGGUGCCCCGUGCCUACAUCCCAGCCCUCAGUGCCCCAUUCUCACUGCUACCUGGGGGGUGAUUACCCAGGGGAUUGAACUGCAGGGGCAGAGACUCAGAGACUUGUCUCAACUUGGGGCCUUGGUGAUGCCUUGUCUCCUCAGUAGGUGGAGGCUUAGUCUCUAAAGAAAAAACAUCUAACAAGCCACAGCCUUUGAAUGUAACCAACUCUACUAAUAAACUAGAUUUGAAGGUG